Messenger RNA from Xenopus laevis (African clawed frog), 2606 nucleotides. It is a transcript of the gene sclt1.S, whose product is annotated as sodium channel and clathrin linker 1 S homeolog. The coding region runs from base 325 to 2142 and encodes 605 amino acids. Lineage: Eukaryota; Metazoa; Chordata; Amphibia; Anura; Pipidae. Gene Ontology annotation, biological process: centrosome cycle; clustering of voltage-gated sodium channels; cilium assembly. The record is from RefSeq and is a predicted model, not a curated record. The transcript is spliced from 21 exons. Gene Ontology annotation, cellular component: centriole; centrosome.
CCUGGGCGUUGUUCUAUAUAGGCGUCCUCGUUGCUAUUGUUACGACUAAGCCUUUUCUUUAGACGCUGCCCAGAAGUGACGCAUUGCAGCGGGAGGUGAGGAUUUGAAUGGGACCGGGGAGGCAGCGACGUUUGUUACUAACUGCUGCCCUUUAGAACUCUGAGGAGUAGGAGGGCCAGCAAAUGCUGAACUACGAGGAGGAUUGCAAUCAAGGGAAAGGAAAGAAAGCUGCAGAAAUGAUGACCUGUAUCUCAAAGCAGUUUCAGAUCCACUCUCAGUAACUAGAGACUCCACUCACAACUUGGCUGUAGACUUCUCCUCAAUAUGACAACCUUGGAAAAUGAGUUUUUCAGCAAGGAAGUCCAGAAGCUAAGAUCUGCACUUAAACGAUAUGAAGAUAAAAAUUAUGGUGGACAAACUGUUGAACAGGAUGGUGAGUUUUUGAGAGAGGAUGAUAAGGCAACAUCUCGAAGAAAUUUAAGCCUGCAGAAUGAAGAAUUGGAUAAAUACACAGAGGAGUUGAUUGAACAACUUCGCUUUUAUCAGGCUGAAAUGGGUAACAUACGACUAAAGAUUGAAAAUGUUACUAAGGAAAAUGAAAGGCUUCAUGAGCAACUUAAGGAAUCUUUAGAAAAGCAGCUGGAAUCUAUUCCCUCUGGUUUCGCCACUGAUGCAUUUACUGAGCAAGAACAGAUUAAAAACCUACAAGAACAACUGCAACUUGCAAAUCAAACGAACCAGCAGUUUCUGCUCACUGUAAAUAAGCAACAGCUGGAAAGAGAGCAACUUGGAAAACAAGUAAGGCAGGCAAAACAAGAGUCACAAAUAGCAACUGUGAAGCUAGAAGAAACUACAAAACGAAUAGAAAGUCUACAGGAGCAGCUGCAAAGAAAGGAACAUGAUGAGUUUGCUGCUAAUACAAAGGAGGAAGCUUCAGAAAAUCGAGUUCAGCAGCUUCAGCCUGCAUUCACGCAAUUAGAAAGCAGACUAAAAGUAGCAGUCCAGGAUGUAGAAAAAUUAAAAGAAGAACGAAUAGCACUCGAAAAGCUUAUUGGGGAAUUACAAGCAAAAUGUGCAAAAUUCGAAGAAGAGAAAUAUGUUGCUGUUUCCAGAGUCCGCGACAGUAUGCAAAUACUAGAAGAAGCUAACCUACAAAAGGAUCAGGCACUGGUAAGAGAAAAGCAAAAGGAAGAGGAGAUUGAAAAUAUGAAGAAAGGCAUGAAUAAUAUAAUUGAAGAAGCUGCAGCAAGAACGAGAAAAGAGGUAGAGAAUACAAGAAAACUGUUUAAUGUGCAGAUUGCACGGCUGACGGAAGAACUUUCAGCUUCUCACCUGGAAUGUGGAGAGAAACAGAGCCAACUUGAACGUGCACUGAGAGAAAAGCGCGCAGCAGAGGAAGAACUUGCAAAGGCAUAUCGUGACGGUCAAGUAAAUGAAAAAGAUUAUAGAAAACAGGAGGAGCUCCACCAGCGAUUUCUGACUGCUGAGAGCAUGAAAGAUGACCUCAAGAUAAGGCUGCACGCUGCACAAAAUAAAAUUAAGCAAAUGGAGCUCAACUUUACUGAGGAUCUGUCCCGAUGCCAUGAAACAAUAGAGAAGCUGAGCAAGACUUUAGAAUCUGAAAGAAAGAGCAGCAAUUCUGUAAGUGAAGAAAGACUGAAACUUGUGCAGGAGAAUGAACAGUUAAGAAAAGAAGUAGAGGAAUGGCAGAAAACUGCUACAGAAGUGCAGCAAAAUGUAAAAUUUCAGAUUAGCACAUUGCAGCAUGAGUUUUCCGUGAAGAAGCAAGGCUUCAAAGUGCAACUGCAAGAGAUGGAAGACAGCAAGAGAAACUCUAUCAAUGAGCUGAGGAUGCUUCUGUUCGCUCAGCAAAAAGUAACCAACCAAUGGAAGGAGGAAGCGAGACAAAUAACAGACAGUACAGAGGCCAGGCUGGGGAAUCUGCGAACUAAAUUAGAGAGACAAAAACGGCACAGUGAAGAACUGCUGUCUCGGUUACAAAAAGCACAAGAAAAAAAGACUGGGCUUGAAUGUGUAAUAUUAGAUUAUCAGGAGAAAACAAAUAGACUACAAAAGCGGCUAAACCAAGCAGAAGAUCUGGCGCUAACAGCUUCCAAACAGCUCAGUCUCGUUGCAUCAUAGAGAAGAACGGCAGCUCACAAGGUGAAUUUAGAAAAUAUCUAAGAGCACCUGAAGUUCACAGACCAGAUCAUCACCACUGAUUUGCUACUGAAACUACUACGGGUUUUAUUUUUCUUUCGUAUUUGUAAUUAGGGAUGCACUGAAUCCACUAUUUGGGAUUCGGCCGAAUCCCUGAAUCCUUGGUGAAAGAUUCGGCUGAAUACAGAACCAAAGCCUAAUUUGCAUAUGCAAUAGGGAAAGGGAAGGAAAAAGUGGAAAAAAUCUUCUUUUGUGAUUUCCCUUGCCUUCCCUAAUUUACAUAUGCAAAUUAGGAUUUGGUGCGGCCAGGCAUAAGGUUUGGACGAAUCCUGCUGAAAAAGGCCGAAUCCCGAACCGAAUCCUGGAUUUAGUGCAUCCCUAUUUGUAAUGUCAUCUUUUUAUACUGAUUUCUUGGGUGUGAUUAUAAAAUCCAGAUAUGAUGAGAA